This is a messenger RNA of Pungitius pungitius (ninespine stickleback), 1479 nucleotides long. Its product is annotated as Zinc finger protein 706-like. The coding region runs from base 288 to 518 and encodes 76 amino acids. The record is from RefSeq and is a predicted model, not a curated record. NCBI's taxonomy places the organism in Eukaryota, Metazoa, Chordata, Actinopteri, Perciformes, Gasterosteidae. The transcript has 4 exons.
UGCAACAACUUUCCAGGAAGAUUACAUUCAGAUUAAGUGUAAUUUAGAAAUCUGUGGUCAUAGCUAAAUGUUUUGCUAAAUUUAUUUUUGUGCUGUCUGUCAGAUGAGGACUGGCCGGUCCAGAUGUUCGGCUCCGGUCCUGCUGGCGGCGCUGCUCGAUUCUCCAGCAGAUUUUAACUGGACGCGACGCUUAAAACCUUCUUUGAUGUUUCACCGGUAAAAAAGAAAAAAUAGACCGACAAUAGAGCAAAGAGAGAGUCCAAUCUCGAAGUUCAAAGUUGAGGGCCAUGGCUCGUGGGCAGCAGAAGAUUCAGUCUCAGCAGAAGAACGCAAAGAAGGCAGCGGAGAAGAAGAAAGGCAUGGCUGCUGACCAGAAGACUGCAGCGAAGGUCGCGCUGGUCCACACCUGUCCUGUCUGCAGGACACAGAUGCCCGACCCCAAAACCUUCAAGCAGCACUUUGAGAGCAAACACCCCAAGUCCCCUAUGCCCCCGGAGCUGGUUGAUGUUCAAGCAUAAAGAACUGCGGACUGGACCUGAUACACACCAACCACGGACUAAACCUUGAAUCACUGCGUCUGAAGGAUGACUACUGGCACCCGUAGGUGUUCAUGGGCAGCCUGUUGGGACGUGCUGUGUAAGAGAAAACAUCAAUGACGGGGGCACAAAGUACACCAGCACCCCAUUUUUUAUAUUUAUUAUGUACAACUACCUUGCUAUUCCACAUGGGGGAGGGGACCUGCCUGCUAACACUGAAUAAAAGGAUCUUGUGACUAAUUAAUGGCAGAAGUAUGGAAAAAAAAGACAACUAUUUUUUGAAUAUGUGGUUAAGUAGAUUUCACAACCAGAACCCCAACUUUAUACAAAGGAUGACAAAAGUGUGCGCACAUAGUUCUGCAUGGGUACGUUUGUCGAGCUAUGCAAGGUCAGAUCUAUUUGCGUAAAGCAGGUAGCUCAAUAUUCAUGCAUUGGACAAACGUCUUGUGUGAUGUUGCGCCAUACAAGUCCUUAGAUAUUUCAAUGUUUAGUUUGCUACGGUGCCUCGAUGGCCAGGGCAAAAUGUCACUUACAUAACCAAAAUUUGCACGCAUAUCUUUGAUAACGUUGGCUGUAAAAGUUUUGUCACUCUGCUGUGGAGUUCCAUGUAACAUUUUAUUUUCACUUGUAGAAGUUCAAAAUGGAAAAAUACAGUCUUGUUGAUCGAGUUAUCCAAAAAGAAGAGACUGUGCUGCUGCUCCACAGUUGUCCAUCAGUACCUCACGUUAAAGCAGCCCCCAAAUUAUUCUACUUUGGCUCAUUUUUAAUGUUGGUUUCUGUAUGUUUCCCCAACAGUCUUGACAUAAAACCAUCCAAUUAAACUCGAGAGAAGACUCGUUGGCCCUGAUGUUUAAUCCUCUUUUCGGUCACUAGCAGAUAAACACAUUUGCUGUUUUUUUUUCUUCUUUUGACCCCGUUUUAAUAAAUGGAACAAUGUAUAUUA